Molecule: messenger RNA, 927 nt
Organism: Macroventuria anomochaeta
Lineage: Eukaryota; Fungi; Ascomycota; Dothideomycetes; Pleosporales; Didymellaceae
Exons: 2
Coding region: 159-653 (164 amino acids)
Source: RefSeq, a predicted model, not a curated record
UUGUGAGCGCCUGUGUCACGAAGUUGAUGGUCCUUAGCUCGUCCUUGGGAUGGUCCAGGUCAGACGUAUAGCCUUGAGGCGGCGAUGCAGCUGCUGUUGCCGUCAUGACAAGCACUGGAGGCUCUGAUUAAUCACGCAACUCUAAACAAUGAAGCCUGAUGGAUACUCACCCUGGGUUUUGCACUACGAUUCUGCAGUCUGCACUUGUACAGCAAGCAGCCUACCACGCAUCAAAACCCAUUGCCCCUAUAUACCGGAACACGCGGAAACGACCCCCGUUCGGAUGCAACAGAAGAUCUCUACCAUCCAAAGUACUGGAUCAGACUCAGGAGAAGCACCUACAUGAGCCGUCUUCCCACAGCUGCACGGUGCGCAGCACGUUCGGUCUACCCACAUAUGCAGAAGACCUAGUAAUGUGUUUCGUAACGCGAAGAAGCAAUGCACAUGUAGGAUCACGAACGGCCGAGUAUCCACCAAUCAUCUUCCAACGUAGACAGUUCCGCUUUGCUAUGCAAUGCGCGGCAACUGUGAGGCCAAGUUCGACUUGCUUUUCUCGUGUUCGGGAUGAAGCGUCCGAAUGUUGGCCAAAGCGGACAUCGAUGAUUGCGAGCGGCACGACCCCUGCACGAAGGAUUCGCUUGCGGACGGGUUAACCAUCUCCCGCAUUCACACUUCCCGUUUUUAGUCAGACCAUGUCAGAAAACGGUUAUCGCGGAUCGGAUCCGAAACGACUUCUGUGGCUCCCAUGAUUCAGUCAAGGGCCAACGGAAUGCCAUCAUCGCUAAUGUCGACUCAGCUGGUGACUGAUCUGCCCACGACAAUGCACAUCACUGCCAGAAAGCCAUGAGCUCCAGGAGACAAACUCCAUCUCGAGCAAAGCGACUUGGUGAUAAGAGGACCCGUAAACGUAUUCCGCUAUACAAUUUU